AACGCAGUGGCCCAGUGGUAGUUUGGCAGUACUGGCGCAUAACCUUGUCCGACGCAAGCAAAUGAUCAACGUGCCCCUUACAUCAUGCCUGAACCACAUGGACUGCCUCCAAACGAUAAAUAAAGCAAGGGCAACCGCACCGCCAUCCACACUCCUACAUCCGCAACCACCACCAAAAUGACCACCACCGCACUCACCCCCACCUGGACACCAGCAGCGUCCCUCCCCGCGGCCUUCGAGGUCCACAACCCGGACUUCCUCAACCUAACCGGCCUGCACCCCACCCUCAGCAUCCUGACCACAAACCACAACACGACCACCGCCUUCGCCCACGAAGCCCCGAUCUACAUCCCCCAACCCCGAACCCUGUACAUGACCAGCAACAUCCUCACGGACCCGCACACCAACACCAGCACCAUCCAAAUCUCGAAGCUCAGCCUCGACGACCCCCCACCCCUCACCGCCCAACUCAUCACGCCCACCCCGGCCAUCCCCCACCCCAACGGCGGCCACGCCUACAACAACAACCACGAAAUCGUCUUCUGCGGCCAAGGAGACGAGGACCCCGCCCACCCGGCAGGCCUCUACACCCUCUCCCUAACCAACAGCAACAACAACAACUACACCAGCAGCCCCUUACUCACCAGUUUCCAAUCCAGACCGUUCAACUCCCCCAACGACGUAGCCAUCCACCCCGCCGACGGGAGCAUCUACUUCACCGACCCGGAUUACGCCUACAUCCAGGGUCUGCGGGGUGCGGAGACGGCCCCCCGGCUCCCGAACCAGGUGUACCGCUACGACCCCGCCACCAAAGCGGUCCGCGUGGUCGCGGACGGGUUCGACAAGCCGAAUGGCAUCUGCUUUGCGCCCGGGGGCCGCACGGUGUACGUUACGGAUACCGGGGCGGCGCGGGGCGAUGGCACGGUGGAUUUGACCAGGGCGGCCACUAUAUACGCUUUCGAUGUCACGGCGAUCAACGGGGAGCCGUUUCUGGUGAACCGGCGGGUGUUUGCGAUGGCGGAUGAGGGCGUACCCGAUGGGAUUAAGGUGGAUAUUCACGGGAAUGUGUAUGCCGGGUGCGGGGAUGGGGUGAAUGUUUGGUCGGCGGGCGGGGUGUUGUUGGGAAAGAUUAGGGUGGAGGGGGGGGUGGCGAACUUUGUGUUUGGGGAGGCUGGGGAAAUGUUCUUGAUGGGGGAGACGAGGGUUUGGGUGGUGAAUUUGGAUGGGAGGGUUCGGGGGGCUUAA
Messenger RNA from Aspergillus fijiensis CBS 313.89, 1245 nucleotides. Its product is annotated as SMP-30/gluconolactonase/LRE family protein. Bases 178 to 1245 code for a protein of 355 amino acids. The transcript has 2 exons. The record is from RefSeq and is a predicted model, not a curated record. Lineage: Eukaryota; Fungi; Ascomycota; Eurotiomycetes; Eurotiales; Aspergillaceae.